AUAAAUUCCCCCGGCCAAGCUCCGAGCUCAUAGAUUCGGACACCGCUCACUGGACAGCACAGCAGAUUGCUAGCUAGAGUCUCUCUCAAAAUAUCCAAGGUUCAAAGCCCAAACCAUCUCGAUCAGAGCCGAUCAAAUAUUUACGCAACAAGUGAUAUAGUGUUUGCUCAUAGCUCUACUUGAAUGAUGAGUCCCAUGGAGGAAGAGAUGCUGUUGCUCCCUUCGUUCGCCUUCCCGGAGUGUUUUCCGGCCGACGCCGCUGCACCAGGCUCCGGAACUGCAAUGCGUUGUGCAGGCGGCGAGCAAAAGAAAGCCGGCCGGCAGCGGCGGAGGCGGAAGGCGUCCGCAGGCGAUGGCGACGACGCGAUGGCAAAGAAGCGGAAGCUGAACGACGAGCAGGCGCAGUUCCUUGAGAUGAGCUUCCGGAAGGAGCGCAAGCUGGAGACGUCGCGCAAGGUGCAGCUCGCCGCCGAGCUUGGCCUCGACACCAAGCAGGUGGCCGUGUGGUUCCAGAACCGCCGCGCCCGGUACAAGAGCAAGCUCAUCGAGGAGGAGUUCUCCAAGCUGCGUGCCGCCCACGACUCCGUCGUCGUCCACAACUGCCACCUCGAGGCCGAGCUACAUAGGCUCAAAGAAAGGUUGGCUGAGACAGAGGAGGAGAAGAGCAAGAUCAUGGCGGCGGCGGCGGCCACAGCAGGAGGUGGGGGCAGCAGCCCGAGCUCGUCGUCCUUCUCCACGGUGACGGACCACGCGGCCAUGGUGGACCAGUUCGAGAUGGAGGGUGCGGAGGCCAACUUCGCCUACAUGAGCGACUACACCUACAACAACUACUUGAUGGACUUGGCGGCCGGCGGCUACCUCGGAUGCGUCUACGAUCAAUUCAGCUGAUUUGGGAUAGCACAACCGUUCUACUCCUAUGAUCGAUGUGCGUAUGCACGUUACGCACGUUGCAGUAGUAGCAACUAGUAAGGCAGAACUCAGAAGUUGGUGGUAGUGUCGAUGGGUCGAUCAAUGCGACAGUGCCCAUGGAGAAUCUUGCCAGGCAAUGUACAUUAUAACUGUUAUUGGUAAUGUUCGUACUGCAUUAUUUACCAGCCUA
Lolium perenne is the source of this 1099-nucleotide messenger RNA. RefSeq names its product homeobox-leucine zipper protein HOX12. The record is from RefSeq and is a predicted model, not a curated record. Gene Ontology annotation, biological process: positive regulation of DNA-templated transcription. NCBI's taxonomy places the organism in Eukaryota, Viridiplantae, Streptophyta, Magnoliopsida, Poales, Poaceae. Gene Ontology annotation, cellular component: nucleus. Gene Ontology annotation, molecular function: sequence-specific DNA binding; DNA-binding transcription factor activity, RNA polymerase II-specific.